Molecule: messenger RNA, 2527 nt
Organism: Argiope bruennichi
Lineage: Eukaryota; Metazoa; Arthropoda; Arachnida; Araneae; Araneidae
Source: RefSeq, a predicted model, not a curated record
UCCCAAUUACUCCGUAUCGCCAGUGUGAACUGGCCUACGGUCAAAGCAAUACUCAUGACAAGUAUCUUGCAGAUAGUCAGAAGAAAAGGCUGGGAUACAAAUUAAGAAAAAUGAGAGUUUUUUAAGUAAACAAUGUUAUACAAAUUGCAUACAUUGAACCGAUUGUAUCAUCUAUUACCUACCGUGAUUCUGUUAUUGAUGUUUGCGGUCUUCAGAUUGACCGAAUCAAUGUGUGGAAUACCAGGUUUAUCGCCAAAUUGCGAAUAUACUAAUAAUGUCGAAAGUGGUGAGUUUUAUGUUGGGCAUAAUAUAACGUACUACUGCAAACGUAAUCCUUGUUAUGCACCAAACAACAUGCGAAGGCAAUGUCUUGAAAACGGAUCGUGGUCAGGUGUGAUACCCUUUUGCCAUGAACGAUCAAGUAUCAAGGAUGUUGAACAGAUAUCAUUGAUAAAAGGACCGUCAAGAUUCAAUGCCGACUCCACUAUGGAUGGAAAAAACAAAACAUGCUCCAGCACUGUUAUAGAAAGUAAUACAUAUUGGGAAGUAAUCUUAAAAAAAUCCUUCCGAGUUAUUGCUGUGAAGAUUCUUUUUCAAGAUAGAAUAACAGAAAUUUCUACACGGGUGCAGAUAUUGGAAGAAAACAGGACUAUAAGCAACUGUGAAAACCAUUCAAGAAUAACAGAUAUGAACAGAAACUUCCAACUAUAUAUUUGUCCCCAUGGAGUUAUUGGAAACAAAAUUCGAAUAAUUCCGAUUAGAACUCAAAUAUCAUUUGAAGCAGAGUUUCUUGAUAUUUGCGAAAUAUAUUUGUUUCUGCAAUCGAAUCACGCUUGUUUACGGCCAGAUGCGCCGUACAAGAGUAGAGGUUUAAGGAACCCACCCAGAUAUAUCUAUGAAUGUAAUGACACUUCACACGAAUUAGUGGGUGAUAAUACAGUAUUAUGCCAAGAAGAUGGAACUUGGACUUCAGCUGCUUUCAAAUGCGAAAGAAAGUGUGGAGAAUUACCUGAAGUUGCUAAUGGCAUCCUUAAAGCUAAUUCGACAACGAUUAAUAGUACUGCAUGGUUAGAAUGCAACGAAGGCUAUAGACCUUUAGGUAAUCAUCUAACCCAUUGUCUACCGACAGGAAUGUGGACAACUUUACGUUUUAACUGUGAAAUGAUUAAGUGUGAUCCAAAUCCAAUCAUUCAACAUGGGAGAGCAGAAUUACCUAAUGGAUUUGUUUAUGGUUCUAAAAUGCAUAUAACAUGCGAUCCAGGUUAUAAAGCGGUAGAGUCGGAAGUUAGAGAAUGUCACAAAAAUGGAUCCUGGGGAAAUCUCAAUAUUUGCACACAAAUCAUUUGCGAUCCUUUGAAAUAUGAAGUCACGGACAAUGGGCAAUGGGUAUCUUUAAACGAAACAAUUUUAAUUCGGGUUCUAAUAUGCCAAACAAAUUACCACAUCGAAGGUUUUCCAGCAGUUACGCAAUGUCUUCCAAAUGGAUCAUGGAGUCAUACAACAGCAGUUUGUAGAACUGUUGCUGUGGGAGCUGGAACAGCUAUUUGCAUACUUUGUGUAGCGAUGUGUUUUCUGAUUAUAAAGAAAAGACGGCAAACAAGCACCAAUUCUACUGUUUUUCACGUCGGAGUAACUGAUUCAAUAUUGUAUCACGAACAAUCAAAGGAGCAACGGAAUUAUAAAGCAAAUACAUAUGAAGAUGUCAUCGAGUUAAGAAAUAAUCCAUCAAGUACAAAGCCUCGAAAACCAAGUUCUGCUCUUCCUCAUUUGCCAAUUCUUCCUGUAGAUACUGAUCCUGUAUAUGCACAACCAUUUGAAACAUCAGCUGCUUACCCAAAAACAAUACCUGUGAGUACAUCAUCCGAUAUAUAUACAGCUCACAUAUAUGCAGAACCUGUGGAUUCACACAGACCUCCUUCUGGGCCUAGUACAUUUACCAGUGCAGCAGAAACAUGGCUAAGAAGUGGUGCAAAGAAGUUUGGCCGGAAAAUGAGCUUGCCAGGGCGAGCUUCUUUGCCAGAAAAUUCGGUCCCAGAACAUAACAAAAACACAGAUGCAAUUCACAAACCAGCAUAUGAAUACUCAAAUACAAGUUCUUUAAGCGCAAGAUUUGACGAAAAACAGAAAAUCGCUGAUUAUGAGCCUAAAUUACAAACCACAUUCUCGGAAUUAGUAAGCAAUUCCAUUUACUUGGAUACCAAAGAGGGAAGAUUCACUAGUAAAAAGGAUACAGAACAGCUUCAAAUGAUUGACAAUGAUAUUUAUCAAGACGAUUAUUUUUCAAAUGUGUGAUGAUAAAUGAGGUUUACAGAUUUAUUGAACAUUUUGAAACCAUAGACCAUAUCAACUAUUUCAGAGGUGAUAUUUAGAAACGGAUAUUUCAUUCAGAGAGAUGAAAUGCCAUUUAAUGGCGUCAUACAGUUGAACAACACUGUCUAUUUUGGUACAAAGCAGUUAUACAUGAUUCUUUAAAUUUUCAGAGGACACUUUUACUUCGAAUCAUUAAAAUGUUACUUUUUGAUAGAGA